AUGUCUGGUCCUUUGACCGUAAUUGAUAUGCCGACUAUUAGAGUGACCUUUACAGGGGAGAAGGUCUUAAGGACUUUCUUGGUGGUGUUUGCACACUUGCUCUUCAUUUACAUUAAUAUUGUGAUGCUGUUCACCUUGCGCACCAAAGCAAUCUUCUGUGAGACGCCACGUUACAUUCUGUUUACCCACAUGCUCCUGAUUGACACCAUUCAAUUGUUGAUUGGCAUGCUGCUCUACAUGCUCAGUUCCUUCUACAUUAUGAUGGUGCGUGCUGCUUGUGCCUGCAUUGUGAUUCUGUCUACAUCAACAUUUGUAAAUGCACCGCUGAACCUGGCUGUCAUGUCCCUGGAGAGGUACACGGCCAUCUGUUUUCCACUGCGGCACAGCGAGUUGGCUACGCCGGUGCGAGUGUACGUGGCUAUGGCUAUGGUGUGGGUUUUGGGCCUCACUGAUGUUCUAAUUGAUGUGUUUGCUUUCUUCCUCCUCGCAGAGCCAUCAUUUUACUUGUCUCCUACACUGUGUGCCACUGCACAGGUCAUGGUGGCUCCCUGGCAGCAGGGCAGGAGUGUGGCAUUCAAAGUUCUGCUGUUCAUCAUAGUGGCUAUUGUGUUGCUCUACACAUAUGUGGCCAUCCUGCAGCAGGCCCGUAAAGCCUCCUCUAACACCUCUUCUGCCCAGAAGGCCUUGCGCACUGUGAUAUUUCACUCAUUGCAGCUUGGCCUCUCACUCAUGUCGUUUCUCUAUGAAUAUAUAGAGUCGAUGAUUUUAAGCCUGCCACCUGCCAUAUACAUACAUGUGCGCUUCUUUACCUACUUCAUAGUGGUGGUCCUGUCACGCUGCCUCAGCUCACUCAUCUAUGGUCUGAGGGAUGACACCUUCAGGCCAUUGUUCAAACAGAAUUUCAUGUUCUGUGGCACAAAGAAAGUUGUGCCUUUAGUGACUUUUACAAAACACUAA
This is a messenger RNA of Silurus meridionalis, 957 nucleotides long. Its product is annotated as odorant receptor 131-2-like. The transcript has a single exon. The record is from RefSeq and is a predicted model, not a curated record. Gene Ontology annotation, cellular component: membrane. Gene Ontology annotation, biological process: G protein-coupled receptor signaling pathway. The coding region runs from base 1 to 957 and encodes 318 amino acids. Gene Ontology annotation, molecular function: G protein-coupled receptor activity. NCBI's taxonomy places the organism in Eukaryota, Metazoa, Chordata, Actinopteri, Siluriformes, Siluridae.